AUGGAUUUCGUGUCGAAAUACAUGUCUUGUCUGUCUAGUUGGGGGCUCGACUUGCAGCCCGGCCUGCAGUCUGUGGGCGCGGCGGUCCUGCUAGCCACCGGAGGCUUGUUUCUUGCUUCGCGCGUCCUGACCUUCGUGAGAGUGCUUCUGAGUCUGUUUGUGCUUCCUGGGAAGCCGCUCCGAUCGUUCGGCCCCAAGGGAAGCUGGGCAGUGGUUACAGGUGCUUCGGAUGGCCUCGGCAAGGAAUUCGCUCUGCAGCUCGCGCGCGCCGGCUUCAACAUCGUACUCGUUUCCCGGACCGCGUCGAAGCUCGCUACGCUAGCGGAGGAGAUCACCGCCAAACAUUCCGUGCAGACCCGGACGCUGGCGAUGGACUUUGCAGCCAAUGACGACACGGACUACGAGGAUUUGAAGACGCUUGUCGACGGACUGGACGUGUCGAUCCUAAUCAACAACGUCGGCAAGAGCCACGACAUCCCCGUGCCGUUCGCGCUAACCCCGGAGGACGAGAUGACGGAUAUCGUGACGAUCAACUGCCUCGGCACGCUGCGGGCCACGCAGCUGGUCAUUCCGGGGAUGAUGCAGCGGCGACGCGGGCUGGUGCUGACGAUGGGCUCGUUCGGCGGUCUGCUCCCGACCCCGCUGCUGGCCACGUACUCGGGCAGCAAGGCAUUCCUGCAGCAGUGGUCGACGUCGUUGGGCUCGGAGCUAGAGCCGUACGGCAUCACGGUCGAGCUGGUGCAGGCGUACCUGAUCACGUCGGCCAUGUCCAAGGUGCGCCGUACCAGCGCGCUGAUCCCCAGUCCGCGCGCGUUUGUGUCGUCGGUGCUCUCCAAGAUCGGUCGCAACGGCGGCUCGCCGACCUACUCGUACAGCUCGUCGCCGUACUGGAGCCAUGGGCUGAUGGCGUAUUUCCUGACCUGUGUGCUGCAGCCGAUGGGGAAGCUGGUCGUCGGGCAGAAUAGGACGAUGCACGAGGCCAUUCGGAAGCGGGCGCUGCGCAAGGCGGAGCGCGAGAAGGGGAAGAAGAGCACAUGA
Aspergillus clavatus NRRL 1 is the source of this 1038-nucleotide messenger RNA. RefSeq names its product ketoreductase. Gene Ontology annotation, cellular component: endoplasmic reticulum. Gene Ontology annotation, biological process: fatty acid elongation. The transcript is spliced from 2 exons. Gene Ontology annotation, molecular function: ketoreductase activity. The record is from RefSeq and is a predicted model, not a curated record. Bases 1 to 1038 code for a protein of 345 amino acids. NCBI's taxonomy places the organism in Eukaryota, Fungi, Ascomycota, Eurotiomycetes, Eurotiales, Aspergillaceae.